Messenger RNA from Aspergillus melleus, 1523 nucleotides. RefSeq lists its product as uncharacterized. The transcript is spliced from 2 exons. The coding region runs from base 127 to 1458 and encodes 443 amino acids. The record is from RefSeq and is a predicted model, not a curated record. Lineage: Eukaryota; Fungi; Ascomycota; Eurotiomycetes; Eurotiales; Aspergillaceae. Gene Ontology annotation, molecular function: serine-type carboxypeptidase activity.
GGCAAGCUUCGUGAAUACAGAAUAGAUUUAAAGCAGACCUACGGCCAACUAAUAUCAUCUGUUUCCUAUUGGUGACCGCCAUACUCUAGGAGGAACAAGACAAGAAGAGCCCUCCGAAUCAUAAGAAUGGCUUCUACAAAGACCGAUUCCGACAUCUCCGACACAUUCAAAGUGCUUCAGCACACGGUCCCUAGCCAGCAUAUACGGGAAUAUCCCCAGGCAACGGCUGUCAACCAGGAGGACGUUUUAUACCUUGCUGUGAAGCAAUAUGUGCCGUGGGAUAACCUACAUCCUUCCCCUGGCGCGGUGAGCAUCGUCUCCGCGCAUGCGAAUGGAGUACCCAAGGUGAUCUUAUUCCCAUCCCAUUCCCUCACAGUGCUAACGGAACCCCAGGAAGCGUAUGAGCCGUUUUGGGUGGGCAUUUAUCAGGCAGCCAGUAAAUCCGGGCUGGCGAUUCGUGGUAUCUGGAUGGCCGACGUGGCCAACCAGGGUGUCAGUGGUCUGGUAAACGAGGAACGCUUGGGAAAUGAUCCUUCCGCCUUUGACCAUUCUCGGGACCUGUUACUCCUGAUGAACCAUUUCCGAGACAGCCUUCCGCAGCCAAUCAUUGGCCUUGGGCACAGUAUGGGAGCGACGCAAUUGAUCCAUCUCUCCCUUAUGCACCCCCGGAUCCUGCAGGGUCUUUUCCUAAUAGAGCCCAUUGUUUUUCCUUAUUCCGGGGCGGAUCAGGGUCGAUACCCGGCGGCGCUAGUAUCCCUGCGACGUCGAGAUACCUUUCCCACCAAGGACAUGGCUGUAGCCCACUUUCAGCGCAGCAAGUUGUUCCAAUCAUGGGAUCCACGGGCAUUUGGUAAAUGGAUUGAAUAUGGCCUCCGUGAUGCUCCACCUGGCCCCGAGCCGCGAGUGGUUUUGACGACCCCCAAAAGUCAAGAGUUGUCCACCUUUGUUCGACCCAUUCUCGCCCCGAAAUCGACAACAGACCGUCGUGUACUCUGUCCGGAUCUUGCACUCGAGGCACUUGACGAUGAACGGAUCCUGUUCUAUCGCCCCGAACCGGUCAUCACAUUUCAUAAUCUCCCACACCUGCGACCACCGACCAUGUACGCAUUCUGUGAGGGCUCGCAGCUUGUCACCCGAGAGAUGCGGACUGUGAUCACGGAGAAGACCGGAACCGGCGUGGGUGGAAGUGGCGGGGUGGUAACAGGGCGUGUUAACAUGACCGUCAUCAAUGACGCAGGGCAUUUUGCUCCGAUGGAACAUCCCCAACGCCUAGCAGACCAUGUUGUGGAGUGGCUACAGGGUGAAGAUCGCCGGUGGAUCACUGCAGGCGAAUUGGAAAGACCGAAGCAUCGAGGGCAGAAUGAGGGAAGCCCGCGCGAGAUGAGUCGGGAGGUGUUGGCUUUGUUAGAGGGGACAAACAGUUGCCCAGACACAACAGCGCGUCCCCAUAAAUUGUGAGACCACCAUGCCAAAAGAAAACACUUGGAUGGCCUUUAUACAUCACGGCAGCCUAAUUUAGAGCG